AUGCCAGUUUAUUCCGUUUCCCAUGUGGAGAAUGUCCGAAUCUGUGUCAUUAUGGUGGGCUUGCCCGCACGAGGCAAAAGCUUGAUUGCCCAGAAAAUCGUGCGCUAUCUUCUGUGGCUCUCCAUCAAGUCCAAAUGUUUCAAUGUGGGGUCGUACCGACGGACAUUGGCCGGUCCGCAUGUGAGUUCGGAUUUCUUCGACCCCAGCAACAAAGAAGGCAUGGAAAUCCGUGCCCGCGCGGUCGACUUGGCCACGGCAGACAUGAUGAAGUGGUUUGCUGAAGAGAGCGGUGUGGUGGGCAUUAUCGACGCCACGAAUCUGACCAAGGAAAGACGCAGCAAGUUGCUCAAGUUGUGCCGCGAGAACCUCAUUGAGCCGAUCUUCUUGGAGAGCUGGUGCAACGACCACGACCUUAUUUUGCAGAACAUAGCCGACGUCAAAACCACGUCGCCCGACUACGCCGAUGUCGACUCUGAAGUGGCCACGCGGGACUUUUUGGACCGCAUCCGCCGCUACGAGGCCACGUACGAGACGCUCAAUGUUGAGGACGACGGUGCCUUGACCUUCAUCAAGUUGGUCAAUGUCAGUCUGCAGAUCAUCGUCAACCGCAUCGAGUCGUACUUGGAGUCUCGCAUAGUCUACUACGUGAUGAAUUUGCACAUCAAGCCGCGGUGCAUCUGGUUGCUGAGACACGGCGAGUCCGAGUACAACUUGACGGGCCAGAUUGGCGGCGACUCGAACCUCUCGGAGCGGGGAUGGAGAUAUGCGAAAAAGCUCCCGGAACUUGUGUUGAAGUCGCUCGGAGAGGAAAACAAGCACACCAACUUGACUGUGUGGACGUCCACGCUCAAGCGCACACAGCAGACGGCGUCGUUUUUGCCGUACAAAAAGAAGUUGGAGUGGAAGGCGUUGGACGAGUUGGACGCUGGCGAAUGCGACGGCAUGACCUACGAAGAAAUCGAGCAGCAGUUCCCCGAGGACUUCAAGGCCCGCGACGACAACAAGUACGAGUACCGCUACCGUGGCGGCGAGUCCUACCGCGACAUUGUCAUUCGGUUGGAGCCCAUCAUCAUGGAGUUGGAGAGACAGGAGAACAUUCUUAUCAUCACCCACCAGGCGGUGUUGCGGUGCUUGUAUGCGUACUUCAUGAAUGUGCCGCAAGAAGAGAGCCCGUGGAUGUCGAUUCCGUUGCACACAUUGAUCAAGCUCGAGCCCAGAGCGUACCUGACGAUAGUGUCCAGAAUGAAGGCCGAUAUUCCUGCGGUCAGCACCUAUAAGGAGAAGGGCACGUCGCAGCUUGGCGAGCUGGCUGACAGUAUUUCUGUCAAGAGCAGGGAUAUCAUCAACCAGUACACGGACAUGGCAGGGCGUUAG
Molecule: messenger RNA, 1374 nt
Organism: Clavispora lusitaniae ATCC 42720
Lineage: Eukaryota; Fungi; Ascomycota; Pichiomycetes; Serinales; Metschnikowiaceae
Gene: FBP26
Product: fructose-2,6-bisphosphatase
Biological process (GO): fructose 2,6-bisphosphate metabolic process; fructose metabolic process
Cellular component (GO): cytosol
Molecular function (GO): ATP binding; 6-phosphofructo-2-kinase activity; fructose-2,6-bisphosphate 2-phosphatase activity
Source: RefSeq, a predicted model, not a curated record